CUCGCGCAUUCGCGAUCAGCCCGCACGCGCUUGUGCAGCAGCUGUGCGGCGCGCGCCCCUUUGCCAGGCGAAUCAGUCGUGAGUGAAUGCGAAUCGAUUGGAUCGAUGAGUGACAUGCUCCACGUGAGUGCAAGACGACGCGUGCAUCCAUGCAGGGUACGCGUCGGUGGCGCAUGCCGCCCGGCGUGCCUGACUCCAGAGCUCACAAAUGGUCAAGACACUGGCGCAGCGCCGUCGAAGCUGCAGCUGGAUGCAUGCGGCCCGUGCAUGCGGCGCGCAUGGCAAAGAUCAACACUGCAGCAGAUCUUCUCGCGCGAGCGCAUGAGUCUGAGUUCUGGAUCGGCCGGUAGAAGCGCGGCAAGCAGGCAAGCCACGCGGGCUAUAGCAGCGGAGAGGUACGAUCACGUACCGAUGCGACUCCCUCGCAUCGCUCGCUUCGCAGACCAGUCAAAAGUGAAUGCUUUACGUCCCAUGGAACCCAUGUUUCUGCCAUGGUGUAAACCACAAGGAUGCGCUGGAGCCGAUAUAGGCUUGGGGUUGACCGCCGAUCCGAGAGCAUCGAGCUGCACUGCUGCGAUAUGUCCUCUGCAACGAUGUCCUCCUAGCACACUUGACCACCAUCACCUCCCCCAAGCGAGACAACCUUGAAUCAACGCUGCUCGGUCGGGAGGCGACCUUACAUACUCGCUUCCUCCGGCCGGCCAGCGCAUACGAUAGCGAUGCCAAGGCUCUGUCGGGAUCGCGAUGUGUCGCCUGCCCGGAACUUUGUGUGGAGCGCUUUCCCAUGCCCGACCUCUAAACGCGCCAGAAGCCAAAGUUGGAGCACGAUCAAGGAUCAACUCACCUGAAGAAG
Ceraceosorus guamensis is the source of this 853-nucleotide messenger RNA. RefSeq lists its product as hypothetical. NCBI's taxonomy places the organism in Eukaryota, Fungi, Basidiomycota, Exobasidiomycetes, Ceraceosorales, Ceraceosoraceae. The record is from RefSeq and is a predicted model, not a curated record. The transcript has a single exon. Bases 106 to 648 code for a protein of 180 amino acids.